Abrus precatorius (Indian licorice) is the source of this 5767-nucleotide messenger RNA. Its product is annotated as ABC transporter C family member 5-like. The coding region runs from base 422 to 5017 and encodes 1531 amino acids. Gene Ontology annotation, molecular function: ABC-type transporter activity; ATP hydrolysis activity; ATP binding. The record is from RefSeq and is a predicted model, not a curated record. Gene Ontology annotation, cellular component: vacuolar membrane; plant-type vacuole. Lineage: Eukaryota; Viridiplantae; Streptophyta; Magnoliopsida; Fabales; Fabaceae. Gene Ontology annotation, biological process: transmembrane transport. The transcript has 12 exons.
AGUUUAUCAUUUUCACACGGCACUUUAAUGGUUACCACCAUUACCGACCAAAACAUAAAAACAUAGUUAAAAAAGCGAAGUAACAGAAUAUUAAAGAGAGAAGAAGAGAUAGACUCUCUCUCUCUCUCUCUCUUCAACAUUGUUGUACUUAUUAUAUAGCUGCGGCGUGAAGGGUUCUUCAUUGUUGUCGUUCUCUGUAUUGGUGAGUUGUUUUGCUCUGUUUCUCAGCUAGGUUUGGUGUGUAAAGGUUGGAGCUUUUGGAAGAGUUUAACAUCGUUUUGAUAUCAAGCGAUUUCUGAGAACACCCAGAAUCUUCUUCAGAUGGUGAAAUGCUCUUCUUCGAUGACAUCAUCACUCGUUUAGCUCCUCAGUUCUUACCUACUCAUUUAUCUGAAUUCGUGUUUUUCUCUUCAUUUCAACAAUGGCAAACAAUGGAGUGUCAGCUACAGCGUUGUCUUCUUCUUCAGGAUCGUCGAAUACCCUUUGGAGUGAGAUCCUUGGAUUGCCCAUGUUGGAAUUGGUGGCAAUCUGUGGCAACUUGAUUAUGUUUCUUCUCUUUCUCUUUGUUGUUUCUGCGAGGAAGAUGGUUGUGUUGGAUGGAGGAAGAAUUAGAUUUGGCAAGGAGAAUAGACCCAGUAAUGGCAGCCCAAUUUGUGUUAGUGUUGAUGGGGGAGCACGUGACAUUAGAAUUGGUUCAUGGUUCAAGUUGUCGAUGUUGUCUUGUUUCUAUGUUCUGUUGGUGCAAGUUUUGGUGUUGGGAUUCGAUGGGGUUGUGUUGAUUAAGGGUGGUGUGGACGUGAGUUUGUCUCUUAUUGCUGUGCCUCUUGCUCAGGUUUUAGCUUGGGUUGUGUUGAGCUUCUCGGCCUUGCAUUGUAAAUUCAAGGUGUGUGAAAAGUUUCCAAUUUUGUUGAGAGUUUGGUGGUUUGUGUUGUUUGUUAUUUGCUUGUGUACUUUGUAUGUUGAUGGGAGGGGGGUUUGGAUGGAAGGUUCCAAGCACCUACGUUCUCAUGUUGUGGCAAAUUUUGCUGUGACUCCUGCUCUUGCUUUCUUGUGUAUUGUUGCAAUUAGGGGUGUUACUGGCAUAAAAGUUAGUAGGAACUCAGAGCUUCAACAACCGUUACUUGACGAAGAAGAACCAGGGUGUCUCAAGGUUACUCCUUAUAGUGAUGCCCGGCUUUUUAGUUUGGCUACUCUGUCUUGGUUGAAUGCACUUCUUUCCAUUGGUGCAAAGAGACCGCUUGAGCUUAAGGACAUUCCCCUUGUUGCGCCAAAAGAUCGAGCCAAGACUAAUUAUAAGGCUUUGAAUUCUAAUUGGGAGAGAUUGAAGGCUGAAAACCCGACAAGGCAGCCUUCGUUAGCUUGGGCACUUCUCAAAUCAUUCUGGAAGGAGGCAGCUUGUAAUGCCAUAUUUGCUGGGGUCACUACACUUGUCUCAUAUGUUGGUCCAUUUAUGAUAAGUUACUUUGUCGAUUACUUGGUUGGCAAAGAGAUUUUCCCUAAUGAGGGGUAUGUCCUUGCGGGGAUAUUCUUUGUGGCCAAGCUUGUAGAGACCUUCACCACUAGGCAGUGGUAUUUAGGGGUGGACAUCUUGGGUAUGCAUGUUAGGUCAGCUUUAACAGCGAUGGUGUAUAGAAAAGGGCUUAGGCUAUCAAGCUUGGCCAAGCAAAGUCACACAAGUGGGGAGAUUGUUAACUACAUGGCUGUUGACGUUCAGAGGGUAGGGGACUACUCUUGGUAUCUUCAUGACAUGUGGAUGCUUCCUUUGCAGAUUGUUCUUGCCCUUGCGAUUUUGUAUAAGAAUGUUGGAAUUGCUUCUAUUGCGACAUUGAUUGCUACAAUCAUUUCCAUUGUUGUCACCAUACCUGUGGCCAGAAUCCAAGAAGAUUAUCAAGACAAGUUAAUGGCUGCUAAGGAUGAAAGGAUGAGAAAAACAUCCGAGUGCCUGAGAAAUAUGAGGAUUCUCAAGCUGCAAGCUUGGGAGGACAGAUAUAGAAUAAGGUUGGAGGAAAUGCGUGGAGUAGAGUUCAAGUGGCUUCGGAAAGCACUCUAUUCUCAGGCUUUCAUAACUUUCAUAUUUUGGAGCUCUCCCAUAUUUGUUUCAGCAGUCACCUUUGCUACCUCCAUAUUGUUGGGUGGCCAUCUGACUGCAGGUGGUGUACUUUCUGCAUUAGCUACUUUCAGGAUCCUACAAGAACCUUUGAGGAAUUUUCCAGACUUGGUGUCAACUAUGGCUCAGACAAAGGUUUCUCUUGAUCGAUUAUCUGCCUUCCUGCUGGAGGAAGAAUUGCAGGAGGAUGCAACUAUUGUCUUGCCACAAGGCAUUACUAACAUUGCUAUAGAAAUUAAGCAUGGUUUCUUCUGUUGGGACCCUUCGUCGUCUGCUAGGCCUACCCUAUCAGAGAUAAAUAUGAAAGUUGAAAGAGGGAUGCGUGUGGCUGUUUGUGGUAUGGUUGGUUCAGGGAAAUCAAGUUUUCUUUCUUGCAUCCUUGGAGAGAUUCCUAAACUUUCUGGUGAAGUCAGAGUGUGUGGCUCUGCUGGAUAUGUCUCCCAGUCAGCAUGGAUACAAUCAGGAAAUAUAGAAGAAAAUAUCCUCUUUGGAAGCCCAAUGGACAAAGCAAAGUAUAAGAAUGUUCUUCAUGCGUGUUCACUGAAAAAGGACCUAGAACUUUUCUCACAUGGCGAUCAGACAAUUAUUGGGGACAGAGGCAUAAACCUGAGUGGUGGCCAGAAGCAGCGGGUUCAGCUUGCACGAGCACUCUACCAGGAUGCAGAUAUUUAUCUCCUUGAUGAUCCCUUCAGCGCAGUUGAUGCUCACACUGGAUCAGAAUUAUUUAGGGAGUAUAUAUUGACAGCACUAGUAGAUAAAACAGUCAUUUUUGUGACCCAUCAAGUUGAAUUCCUUCCUGCUGCUGAUUUGAUACUGGUUCUGAAGGAAGGCUGCAUCAUACAGGCAGGAAAGUACGAUGAUCUUUUACAAGCAGGAACAGAUUUUAAAACUCUGGUUUCAGCUCAUCAUGAAGCCAUCGAAGCUAUGGAUAUCCCUACUCAUUCCUCUGAAGAUUCAGAUGAAAACAUAUCCUUGGAUGCAUCUGUUAUGAUCAGUAAGAAAUCCAUUUGUUCUGCAAAUGAUAUUGAUAAUUUGGCAAAGGAAGUGCAGGAAGGAUCAUCAACUUCAGAUCAAAAAGCAUAUACGGAGAAGAAGAAAGCAAAACGGUCAAGAAAAAAACAGCUUGUUCAGGAAGAGGAGAGGGUCAGAGGUAGAGUCAGCAUGAAGGUGUAUUGGUCAUACAUGGCAGCUGCUUAUAAAGGCUUAUUGAUUCCACUCAUAAUCAUUGCACAAGGAUUAUUUCAGUUCCUUCAGAUUGCUAGUAAUUGGUGGAUGGCUUGGGCUAACCCUCAAACAGAAGGAGACCAGCCCAAAGUAACUCCCACGGUUCUUCUUCUUGUUUACAUGGCUCUUGCUUUUGGCAGUUCAUGGUUUAUAUUUAUAAGGGCUGUUCUGGUGGCUACAUUUGGUCUUGCAGCUGCACAGAAGCUAUUUUUGAAGAUGCUUAGAAGUGUGUUCCAUGCACCAAUGUCUUUCUUUGAUUCUACACCAGCUGGAAGGAUCUUGAAUCGAGUAUCAGUUGAUCAAAGUGUAGUGGAUCUAGACAUUCCUUUUAGGCUGGGUGGGUUUGCUUCAACAACAAUACAGCUUAUUGGUAUUGUUGGUGUAAUGACAGAAGUUACAUGGCAAAUUUUGCUCUUAGUUGUUCCAAUGGCCAUCGCUUGUUUGUGGAUGCAGAAAUACUACAUGGCUUCCUCAAGGGAACUGGUCCGAAUUGUAAGCAUCCAGAAAUCUCCAAUUAUACAUCUUUUUGGUGAAUCGAUUGCUGGAGCAUCCACCAUAAGAGGUUUUGGACAAGAAAAAAGGUUCAUGAAGCGGAACCUAUAUCUUCUUGAUUGCUUUGCACGUCCAUUCUUCUGCAGUCUUGCUGCUAUUGAGUGGCUCUGCCUGCGGAUGGAGUUACUUUCAACCUUUGUAUUUGCUUUCUGCAUGGUAUUGCUUGUGAGCUUUCCCCGUGGGAGUAUUGACCCAAGCAUGGCUGGACUUGCUGUGACAUAUGGCCUGAAUUUAAAUGCACGCUUAUCAAGGUGGAUACUCAGCUUUUGCAAACUUGAAAAUAAAAUUAUAUCUAUUGAAAGAAUUUACCAGUACAGCCAAAUUCCUAGCGAAGCACCAACAAUAAUUGAAAAUUCUCACCCUCCAUCCUCAUGGCCAGAAAACGGGGAAAUUGAAAUAAUUGAUUUGAAGGUCCGUUACAAGGAGAAUCUUCCUUUGGUGCUUCAUGGAGUAUCCUGUAAAUUUCCUGGUGGAAAGAAGAUUGGAAUAGUUGGACGUACUGGAAGUGGAAAAUCUACCUUAAUUCAAGCGUUGUUUCGAUUGAUUGAACCAGCAAAUGGAAGUAUCCUUAUAGACAACAUUAAUAUUUCAGAUAUUGGCCUUCAUGACCUUCGAAGCCAUCUCAGUAUCAUACCACAAGAUCCAACCUUAUUUGAAGGGACCAUUCGAGGCAACCUUGAUCCUCUUGAGGAACACUCAGAUAAAGAUAUUUGGGAGGCACUUGAUAAGUCUCAGCUUGGAGAUAUUAUCCGUGAGAAAGGACAAAAGCUUGAUACACCAGUUCUAGAAAAUGGAGAUAACUGGAGUGUAGGACAGCGGCAACUCGUUUCUCUUGGCCGUGCUCUACUGAAGCAGUCAAAAAUACUUGUACUUGAUGAAGCUACGGCAUCGGUUGAUACUGCCACUGAUAAUCUUAUCCAGAAGAUUAUCCGAAAGGAGUUCAAAGACUGCACUGUGUGCACCAUUGCACAUCGUAUUCCUACUGUCAUCGACAGUGAUCUAGUUCUGGUGCUCAGUGACGGGCGAGUUGCAGAGUUUGACACCCCUUCAAGACUAUUAGAGGAAAAGUCAUCGAUGUUUCUAAAACUGGUGACGGAGUAUUCAUCACGUUCGAGUGGUAUACCGGAAAUUUAGAUCAGAGGGAAUAUCUGUGGACUUCCACAGUGGUGGCUAUAGCUUAAGACAGUUGAAGAGUUGAAACAGAAAGUGAUGCCACCUUUGCAUGCCACUGCUGCAUUCGGGGCAUGCAUAGACAGAAGAAGAAAACAAAAUAAAAGGGAGAGGUGGGUGCCUCCUCAUCAACCAAGCAUCCCAGUGGGAGAAAAUUAGUUGGUUCUACCCCUUAAAAAAAAUUGAGGAAUUCAUGCAUGGUUAGCAUGCUUUUGUAACACAAAAUAAGAUGAUCUGUGAUUACAGGAUAGUUCCCAAUUGAGUUCAAUAAUGUGGUAGAAAGUAGUUUGUACUAUGUAGAAUGAGGCACUAGGCUUUUGCUUAGAAAAGUGUAGAGUUAAAACUAGUCUUGUGUAUUCCACAAUUUUCUUGUAGUCAAGGUUUUAGAAUUAAGCCAUUGAAAGCUCAGAUUCCUCCAUCACCCAAAUAUAAUUUGUAUUGGUUCUUUUCUUCUAAAAAGCUUUUUUUUUUUUUUCUUUAUUGUUAUUAGUAGUUAAGAAUCCUUUGCAGUAUAAUGCAACGAAUAGUAUUUCUUUACUAGACUGCCAUGAAAAUCAGAUCAUGAUUUCACUAUACAAUGUGGAUGUGUGAAUUUUUAGAACAUCAAGGUUCCAGUUCUGGACCAAUUUUCAUUAUGGUUCAAUGGUGACCGAACUAAACAUGAUUAAAUUUAUACACUUUUAUACUAUAUUACAUCAAGCCGCAAUUUUUGGC